CAUCAAUCAAAAAAUAAUUCCGUUUGUUUGAACUUUUUCAAUACAGAAGAUGGAGGGAAUUGUGUAAAUUUACUGUAACUGUAACUGUUAAUUAUAUUUUAUAAAUGGAUAAAUUUUUGUAGUUACUAUUAACUCCAAUUGCAUAAGGUACCAUAAAUCAGGUAAUAAUGGACAAAAUGCAGCAAGUCUUACAACAACCACUUCAGUACAGAUGUGAUCAGAUCACUCAUUGGGUUGAUGAAUGUACUAACAAGGACCUGGAGUAUGCGCUGCCCGAUAUCAUUGAGGACAUAUUCGGCAUCAGUAAUCGGGUCGGUUGGGGCCUGCUCAAUAUUGAGUACACUCUGAACCCUCAAGAAUACGAUCUCCUGUUCAAAUUUCUGCAUCCCAAUGGACCAAUGUUCCGGCUAUGCUACAAAUUGCUGUCAGAUCCAUACAUCAAGUACAAGUUCCAACUCUCAUUUUUGCCCCAAAAGAUAAAACAGUCAAUAGAAGAAGGAACGGCUCUACCAUUCUACAUGGAAAAGCUUGAAGUAGAGCCCCGGACUAGAGCGCCAUUACAUUUGGCUCUGAAUCCGUUUGAGUUAUAUAUGUUCCACUUCAUACACCAUGUGGUGAAUCCCUGCUUAAAGUCAGCACCAUACCAGGAGACCAAGGUGUACUCCUCUCUGUACUUACGACUCGCUGAGGAGUAUCUCUGUGUGUUCCUGCCGUGUGAUGGGUCGACUGUACUACCUGAGUUACCUAACCAUUACAUUUCCCAGAGCCCUCACCGCUCUCUUCCACAGAAGCCGAUGAGAACAUCAACAUUGUUCCGCCAGGACGUGCUAGUCAAGAUGCUAAAGCAGAGCCCAGCUGUGAACACACUGCAGGCUUCCCCUCAUGUAGGCAUCUGGCGCAGUGAGCUUGCUGUGCAGCUCUGUAUAGACUUUUGGCUUAGCAUGCCCAACAGUGAAGGCUAUUGGGGUUAUGAAAAUCCCCAGUUAUAUGGGUUCAGUCAGUCGAUGUUCUUUGCCGAGCCUUUUUCCAUGUCUACGCAGCUGCUGUGGGCAGAAGACCAGUUGCCCAACAGUGAGCACUUGCAUGCUGUCCGGCUCUUGGUCAAACACCUCCACUACUUUGCCAAUAGUCUCGUAGAGGAUUCCAGUGCAAUGGAUGAGCUGAAAAAGGUGAUUAUUCCGUCGAGUCAACGAAGGGUUUACCAUUUCAUUCGGCAGACGAUGCAACACUGGCCUCUGGACUCUUCCUUCAAGCAGAUAUUGGAGAUUUGGCUGAGCUACAUCCAGCCUUGGAGAUAUAUUGACUUUAAGACCAGAUACAAUAGACCACGUGGAGAUCCAAUGCCAGUUGACUCUCGUUGGUUACCUUUCAUCGCUGAAAACCUUCUUGUGUAUUCAGUUAUCUUCCAUCAACUCAUUGAACGCUUUAAAAUGCUGGAUUUAGCAAGUGCCAGAAAUGCUUACAUGCUUUUUCGACUCACAAAGGUGUUCUCUCAACCGAACCUCAGUGAGUUGCUCAGACAGGUGGAGGGCAGUCUAGUGGAAAUGGAUGGAAGAGGUUACAGCAAGUGGGUGCAGUCACACCUGGUAGACCUUGAGGGACCCACUUUCCAGUAUAAACCUAUACUUGCAUCCGAUUCCAACAUUCAGGCCUUCAUACGCCUGGUGAAGGAAGCAGAACUGCAGGCAGUUACCAGGCUGGAAGAAGAACUACGGAAAGAUGAGCAAAUGGGAUUCUGGGAGAGACUGUUCUCCGGAGGUGGCAGUGACACUUACACUCUUGCUGAAAGGAAGAACGUGCCUAUAUUUCUCUCUGCAUCCAUCAAGAACUUCAUCAGUAUGUUUCAGAUUCCAGAGGACUCUGUUGAUAAUGUGACAAGAGCUUUUAUGAGCACUCCUAGAUCAUCAAGGCCUGCCUCUAUUAAUGAAAUGUCCCCCACACUGAUGAGGAGAGGACUGCAGGAUCUGAAAUAUGAGGGUGACCCAGAUCUCCAGCCAAUACGUUCGUACGAGUCUGCGUUCCUGGUUCGGUUUCUCUACCAUCUAUGUGCUUGGAUAAAUUAUAAUUACUCGAGCCAGCUAGUGAGGUGGUACAAACGGCGGGAUGUAGUGGGCGGAGUGGUCCGCCAAGUGUUGUGUGGGCCACAGGUGGUCUACCACUUCGACAAACGUGUGCCAGGCAUGUCACCACGCGUAUCGACUAGUCUGCCACCACGCUUGUCCCUACGCAGUCUGGCCAACUACUACCUGCUCGUCUACUCCGUACUGAUCAUGGUACUUGUUACAUUUUCGACUGGGCUGACUGUCCCUGCUGUGUCGGUCGUGUUCCUCUGCCUCUGGGUGGUAUUUAUGGUGGUCCGGUGGGCUCUGGGCUAUGCCCCAUUGGUGCCUAUUGUCAGUGUUCACGAUAUCAGUGAUAGCAGACCCAAUUUGUCUUUCAACGGUUGACUACCAGAAACUGUACAGAAGAUUGAAACUUGUUUCCCAUCUCUUCCAGUUUAGAAUCAAGAAUAACAAUGUCACACUGUGUUCUUUUUGAGUUAACUGUAGCUGUAAGAAUAAUAUUAAUUCAUGUUUUUUGUAACUACUUCAUAAUAUGUUUCAUUAAUUCAAUCAAAAAACUCUAUUCAUUAUUGCACAUGUGUACAUUUAAUAGUGUCAGAUAGGUAAAACUAACUAAACAGAGUUAUACAGUGAUGUUACCAAUAUUUUGUGUAAGUAAUUUAUCAAUUCCAUAUAUUGUCAGGUUAAUUAAAAAAUCUUUUAAUAAUUGUGAAAAUUUAUGCUGAGAUGCACAAGUUUUAAUAUGAUUGUGAAUACAUUUAAAAAAUUGUUAGAGCAUUAUAAAUAACAUUUUACUAAAAAAAUUCUAGUCUGUUCUAUUGUUUUUUGUCUCCCCUAGUCUUAUAAUUAUAUGUUAAACAUGUGCAGUUCAUAUCAGCCAGUAAAUUAUUUUUAACAAGUAAAAUGACAUCAUAGAUAUAUUGCCCAUAGACUGUCAAAAUUCUUAAUUCUUUAAAAUAAUUUCUAGCAGAAUCAUCUGGCUUCAAAUUAAAAAAAUACACCUAAUUACUUUUUUUUGAGCUUUUAAAAUCUUAUCCAAGUUUUCUUUUUUAGUUGCUCUAAAAACUGAUUACUGAUUAGUGCUUCAAAAACUGUUGAGAUUACUGGGAGAAGCGAAAUAGGUCGAUAGUUUUUUAUUUCUAAUUAAACUAACUUGUCAUAGUUUUAAUCACUAGUACAUAUUUUCGAAAUAAUACAAUUAUUUUGUUGUAAAUUAUUAUUUGUAAGAAUGUGAUACCUUUUAAAAUAAUUACCACAGCUCAAGGUUAUUUGGUUGUAUUUCAAAUUCUGAAUGCCUAUUAAAAAAGUUGUAAAUUUUAGAAUUUGUGUAGUAUACAUAUUUAGCUAAAAUAAAGUAACUUUUGCAAGUUUUUAA
This is a messenger RNA of Homalodisca vitripennis (glassy-winged sharpshooter), 3438 nucleotides long. RefSeq names its product sphingomyelin phosphodiesterase 4. The transcript is spliced from 14 exons. Bases 168 to 2447 code for a protein of 759 amino acids. Gene Ontology annotation, molecular function: sphingomyelin phosphodiesterase D activity. NCBI's taxonomy places the organism in Eukaryota, Metazoa, Arthropoda, Insecta, Hemiptera, Cicadellidae. Gene Ontology annotation, biological process: ceramide biosynthetic process; glycerophospholipid catabolic process; sphingomyelin catabolic process. The record is from RefSeq and is a predicted model, not a curated record.